Messenger RNA from Auanema sp. JU1783, 624 nucleotides. NCBI's taxonomy places the organism in Eukaryota, Metazoa, Nematoda, Chromadorea, Rhabditida, Rhabditidae. The record is from the annotation of a GenBank genome assembly.
AUGGCACCUCGCGGUAACCAAAUGUUGGGCAAUGCCCACUUCAGAAAGCACUGGACCAGAAGAAUCCGUACCUGGUUCAACCAGCCAGGACGCAAGCUCCGCAGAAGACAAAACCGUCUCCAGAAGGCUGCUACUGUUGCUCCAAGACCAGUUGCCGGACUUCUCAGACCUGUCGUUCGUUGCCCAACUCAGCGCCACAACGCUAAAGUUAGACUCGGACGUGGAUUCACUCUCCAAGAGCUUAAGACCGUCGGAAUCGGAAAGACUCAAGCUAGAACUAUUGGUAUCGCUGUUGACUACCGCAGAACCAACAGAUCCGUUGAGGGACUUAAGGCUAACACUGAGCGUCUGAAGGAAUACAAAUCUAAGCUCAUCCUCUUCCCCAAGAAGCUUAAGGCUCCAAAGAAGGGAGACUCCAGCGAAGCUGAACUCAAGAUCGCCUCUCAACUCCGUGGAACUAUUCUUCCAGUCAAGAAUACUCCAGUCUUUGAGGAGCCAAGAGCCGUUACUGAGGCCGAAAGAAAGGUUAAGAUCUUCUGCACUCUUAGAAGAGUCAGAGCUGAUGCCAAGUACAUCGGAAAGCGUGAGAAGAGAGCCAGAGAAGCUGCUGAGGAAAACAAGUAA